CUUAAGCUACAUGUUGCUACAUGUUGCUGAUAAUUGAAUGAAAAUUGAAGGAAAAAUGAGGUCAUUCCUUGAUUAACCAAAUCAAGAUGUAAAUUUCCCAUCAUCUGUACCCAAACCACCGUCCAAACCCAAAGAAAAUAAAUCAAUUAAGGAGAUAUUCCUCGAAAUGGAGGCCGAAUGGAGCUCGGACAACCGGUCCGCCUCCUUCGGUCGCCUGCCCACCGUUCCCAAUCCCUCGAUGGAUUUAGAGGCGGAAAGCGAUGUGGCCAGUAAUUGGUCAUCGUUGGCCAACUUCACACGUCUUGUGACCGGCGCAGGUCCGGAAAUCAUCAACUAUACGCUCAAUAUGAUGGACCUGGGUGUGGGCCUAGCCACGGAUAUAUCCAAUCUGAAUCUGAGUGCUGGCACCACCGGCACCACACCUCUGCCCGCCUACGCCAUCGCCAACAGCUCCUCGCUGGCGCACACAAACAGUCGCCAUGAGACGCCUCCGAUUGCGGAACAGGUGCCCGAGCACGUAAUGGACCACGCCCCCCAGUUGUCCCGAUCCGGGCUGCUCAAGGUCUAUGUCCUCGCGGUGAUGGCACUCUUCUCGCUGCUCGGCAACCUGCUGACCAUCUGGAACAUCUACAAAACCCGCAUCUCGAGAAGAAACUCCCGGCACACGUGGAGCGCCAUUUAUUCGCUGAUGUUCCACCUGUCAAUUGCCGACGUCCUCGUCACCUGGUUCUGCAUCAUUGGCGAGGCAGCCUGGUGCUACACGGUCCAGUGGCUGGCCAACGAGCUCACCUGCAAGCUGGUGAAGCUCUUCCAGAUGUUCAGCCUCUACCUGAGCACCUAUGUCCUGGUGCUGAUCGGAGUGGAUCGCUGGAUCGCGGUCAAGUACCCGAUGAAGUCGCUCAACAUGGCCAAGAGGUGCCAUCGACUCCUCGGCGGUACCUACAUCCUGUCGUUGGUGCUCAGUUUGCCACAGUUUUUCAUAUUCCACGUGGCCCGUGGUCCCUUCGUGGAGGAGUUUUACCAGUGCGUCACCCACGGAUUCUACACGGCAGACUGGCAGGAGCAGAUGUACGCCACUUUCACGCUGGUCUUCACCUUCCUGCUGCCGCUGUGCAUCCUGUUCGGCACCUACAUGUCCACCUUCCGGACCAUUUCAAGCAGCGAAAAGAUGUUCCAGGGUUCGAAAUUGGCCAACUAUUCCACGGCCAAGCUGCCAACGCAGACGAAUCGCCAGCGGCUGAUACACAAGGCCAAGAUGAAGUCGCUUCGCAUUUCGGUGGUGAUCAUCAUAGCCUUCCUCAUCUGCUGGACUCCCUACUACGUCAUGAUGAUUAUGUUCAUGUUCCUCAAUCCGGACAAAAGGCUGGGCGACGAUCUGCAGGACGCCAUCUUCUUCUUCGGCAUGUCCAACAGCCUGGUCAACCCGCUCAUCUACGGAGCCUUUCACUUGUGUCCUGGCAAGGGAGGCAAGUCGAGCGGGGGCGGCGGCAACAACAACGCCUACAGCCUGAACAGGGGCGACUCGCAGCGCACUCCCUCCAUGCUGACGGCGGUGACGCAGGUGGACGGCACAGGUGGCAGUUCCCGCCAGAUGCGCGCCUUCCGCCAGCAGAGCUACUACCGCAGCUCCAGCAACGGCACAGGUGGAUCCUCCGCCGGACCGGGCGGAGGCGGUGCUCAGGCGUUCAAGGAGCAGGUGGGUCUGCUGCACGUGGGUCCCGGCACGGGUCCCUCGGGUGGCUCCGUGUCCAGCAAUGCCACGCCGCAGCUGCUGCGGAAGGGAUCCGCCCUCCUGGCGACCCGUCAUCCCAGCUGCCUGAGGGAACAGGAGCAGCAGCAAAGGCUCCUGCUGCAGGAGAAGCCCUCGACCCUGGUCCUCAGCUACGACAGCCAAAGGGGCGGAGUGGGCGUGGGCGUGGCCAGCGGGCUGAUGGACAACAACGAGCGGGUGUCCAGCGUGUGAGAGCAGCUGGCGAUGGCGGCGGCGACGGCGACGGAUGCAGCGGUUACAACAGCGGAUACGGAUGCCUGCUCCUGCUGCCAUUGCCUGA
Drosophila takahashii is the source of this 2051-nucleotide messenger RNA. RefSeq names its product corazonin receptor (gene CrzR). Gene Ontology annotation, cellular component: plasma membrane. The record is from RefSeq and is a predicted model, not a curated record. Lineage: Eukaryota; Metazoa; Arthropoda; Insecta; Diptera; Drosophilidae. Gene Ontology annotation, biological process: neuropeptide signaling pathway. Gene Ontology annotation, molecular function: corazonin receptor activity.